This is a messenger RNA of Ectocarpus sp. CCAP 1310/34, 3711 nucleotides long. The record is from the annotation of a GenBank genome assembly. NCBI's taxonomy places the organism in Eukaryota, Phaeophyceae, Ectocarpales, Ectocarpaceae.
CCACGACACGCCGCCCCACUUUACCCCAAGGGCUACUUUCUAUAGCUAGCCGAAGGCUACGAGAGUGCAGUCGCAGGAAUCUGCAACAAGAGGUGUCUUCAUUGGACGAAACCUCCCGAGAAGGUGUUAACUCUCCGACAGAUGGUGACUUUGCUCGUGGGCACCACGCUAGCCCUUGCAGCCGGCGUCGCUGCUGGGAUACCGCUGCGGAACGACCUGGGUAACAUGUCCAUGGCUAUCGAUACCUCGUCCAGCCUUGCCCGGCGCUACUUCAACCAGGGCCUGCGCUUCACGUCCACCUUCAAGUUCGACUACGCCGCCGAGAGCCAGCUCGCCGCCCUCGACGAGGACCCGGCGUGCGCCAUGUGCGAGUGGGGCCUCGCCCUGGCCUACGGCCAGAACCUCAACGACGCGCUGGUGAUGUCCCUCGAGCCCUGGUUCCUUGCCAACGAGCCGCUCGCGUUUCAGGCUGUGCAGCGAGCGAAGGCGCUGCUUCUCUCGGCGGAGAGCGAGGCCGAAAGAAGCAGAGGCGGAGAAGAAGGGGGGGAAGAGGAGGAGGAGGAGGAGGAGGACGCGGGUGCUGCUACGUCGGCGCACGGUUCGGGGGACGAGGAGGAUGCACCGGAUAGCAGACGAGGGGGGGGCGAAAGUUCUACGCGGCCGUCUCCUUCUUCUUCGACGGCAAUGCGUAGACGAGACCUGGCGCUGGUGUCCGCCCUCUCUCUCAAGUUUGUCGCCACCCUUGAGGAGUACGAGUCCCACUUCGUCGACGGUCUCCCGGCAUCGCUCAACCAGGCCUACGCGGAGGCCAUGGCGGAUGCCGCUGCCCGGUCGGAGGAGGAGGGGUGGCCCGACCACCCCAUCGUCCUUCUUCUUGCCGCGGACGCGUGGAUGAACAUCUCGCCCUGGGACUACUGGGAAACCCCUUCGGUGAUGAGGCCCAACGCGAGGAAGGCGAGGACCCUGCUGGAAGACGCCAUGCUCCUCGACCCCGACAACCCCUGGGCGAUCCACUUCUACACCCACCUCAUGGAGGUCGGAGCAGAGGCAGGAGCCGCCGUCGCCCCGGCGCAGCGCCUGGAGUACCUGGUCCCCGGAGCGCCGCACCUCCAGCACAUGCAGUCCCACGUGGAGUUUCGCACCGGCCGGUGGCACGAUGCAAGCGAGGCGAACUUGCGGGCCGUUGCCCUCCCAGAUUCGGACGCCAGCUACCCGGAUCACAACAUGGACAUGCUCAUGUGGGCUUUGGGGGUGGAGGGCAGGCGGACGGAAUCCGGGAACAUCGGGCGACGGCUGACCGCGUACUCGACCGCUCGUGUGCUAGCCGGUGUGGCGGCGCCUCUCAUACCGCCGGAGAGGUUCCUGGCGCAGGAGCCGCUGCACCUCUGCGCCUUCGCGGACUGGGAAGGAGUCCUCGCUCUCGCGCCCCCGCCCGACAGGGCAGAGUUUCCCGUUGCUGCUUACCACUUCGCCCGGAGUUUUGCUUUCGCCAACGCCAAGGACUGGGACAGCUACCGACGAGAACAAGGUCUCAUUACCGCCGGCGUGGAGAUAAUGGAAAGCAGGACUGAGUACUACGGCGUGUACAAUGCGGCUGAGCUGACCAGGAUCCUGGACCUGCUUUCCCGGGCCGAAGGGUUGCGCGGCGGCAUCCACGGCACCUCCGCCGGUACAACACCCGGCGACGUCGCCACCGGUGCGACCCCCCCCGGCGCUGCCGCCGCCGGACCCGAAGAGCUGGAACUCCUGCGGCAGGCGGUGGAAAUGCAGGACGCGCUGGGCUACGACGAGCCGCCGCAGCUGCCGGUGCCGACGAGGCUCUUCCUCGCCGCGGCCCUGCUUCGCGGGGUAGACAGCGGCGUCGGCGGCGUCGGCAUCGAGGGGGGAGUCGACGGCAGCGGCGGCGGCGAUGGCGACACCGCGACCGCAACGGCACCGGUAUCAGUGGCAGCACCACCAACGCUCACGACACCGACCACCACGGCAGCGGCAGCGGUGGCGGUGGAAGAGGCGGAGGCCGUCCUCCUAGAGGUUGACGCCGAGUACCCGGGCAUGGGCCGGACGCUGCUGGGCCUCUGGCGGUGCCGCGAGGCGCUGGGGAAGCACGACGAGGCCCUUGCCCUUCGGGAGCGGUUCCUCGCCAGCUGGGGACCCUACUCAGAGGUUUGGCUCGAGGACAGCGCGCACGUCGGCGGGGUUCUUGGAGGAGGGGACGGCGGCGGCGGCGGCAGCGGCGGGGGGGGCCCUGUGGUCGGGGCAGGUUUGGACGAGGAGGGAGGGCUCCACCACCACGCUCCUCAGGGCGUCGAUGGCAAGGACUAUCACGUCCUCGCAGGGUUGACAGUCGCGGCCGCGGCGCUGUCGCUCUCCGCCUUUCUCCUGGCGGCCGCGAGGCGGAGGAGCGGUGGGGGUUGCGGGGGAGGCGUGUUUCGUGCGCUGCUGCCGCGGGGGCCUGGGGGCUCAGGGGCGGGAGCGGAGGCGGUGUCCAUCGUGGUGCCAGGCGGCGGUCAGGGUCGGCGAGGGAGAGGGAGGAGUGACAAAGGCAACGGCACCGGAGGGCACGGGUACCGCGCCAUCGGAGAGGGAAGCGGCGAUGAUGGCUCGGUUGUGCAAAUCGACGGCGGAAUCUUGUAGAGACGAUGCGGGCGGAGGGUUCGUGGGUGAACAACGCCUAGAGCGAGAAAAGCCUGUGGCAUGGAGGGAGAGGGUGCUCACCCCGGGCACCGUGUCCCGUCUGUCGGCUCUUUGUUGCUGCUGCGUCAGGCCGGGGGCUGGGGGCGAGCGGGGGGGGCGCACACACCGGCGGAAUGAUUGUUGUGUAAUUUCGUGGGCGUGUGUAUCGAAAAUUUUCUUCGGACGUGUGAAGCUCGCAACCCGCUGCACCACUGUGUUGCCUCCCUCCUGUAGACUGUAUGAUAGGAACCAUAAGACUAGUAGGUGUGCCAAUGGUGUGUGAGACCGUUGUGUAGUGUUAUAAAGGGACACCAAACUAGAUUGCUGCGCCCCCUUUUCUUCAGAGCGUUGGCAUGCAUGUCUCGCCAAACCACUAGCCACCACUAUGGCUUUUGCAGAAAAAACAGGACGCUGCCGGCCACCCGCUCCUUUGCUGCCCCGAUAGCUAGCGAUGGAAGAAAAGCUGUCCCACCGCGUGUGCACUGUGUAUCUGUGUGUAGACGACCCCGUGUGCGCGGUGUGUAGGCGACAGUAAGUUGUUACGACGAGAUCGACGAUGGGUCGAUGCGAAGGGUGUUUGUUCUGCGGCGAGAAAAAAAAACCCAAGAGGUCAAGGACACUCGUUUGCUUCAGAAAGCUGUUGCUUGCGGCGAGUGGUACAGGGGGUCUCGAUCUACGUCCCCGCGUGUUGCUUAUGAUUUGGUCGGAAGGGCACGCCAGUUCCAGGCAGCUCAACCUCAGGAAAACUCUUUCCAAGUCGUUGUGGCUUUUCGCUCCAGCAGAGGGGGCGGUGGUGGGGCGCCUCUGCUCCUGAUGCUUUCCGGUGCUUCGCCUUCAGUCACCAAUUUUUUUUUUUCUUUGUAGCUUGCAGCUUCUCUUUCGAAGGAUUUUCGACGAAUGAAUGAAAAUGCGCGAAACACCCGACCGACCGGCUGACGGCAUUGGCGGACCGGGACCGGAUGGCGGGGGCACGGUGGUACCUCCCAACAAGCCGAAGAUCUCACUCCCUUCGCAACACGUUCAAGUCUAAAAAUCGAC